Messenger RNA from Mobula hypostoma (lesser devil ray), 2549 nucleotides. RefSeq names its product sodium-dependent serotonin transporter-like. Lineage: Eukaryota; Metazoa; Chordata; Chondrichthyes; Myliobatiformes; Myliobatidae. Gene Ontology annotation, molecular function: serotonin binding; serotonin:sodium:chloride symporter activity. Gene Ontology annotation, biological process: sodium ion transmembrane transport; serotonin uptake. Gene Ontology annotation, cellular component: plasma membrane; neuron projection. The record is from RefSeq and is a predicted model, not a curated record. The transcript has 14 exons. The coding region runs from base 511 to 2490 and encodes 659 amino acids.
CAUUUAUCAUUUAGCAUUCUAUUUGUACUGGACCUUUUUGUCACGAUAUCCAUUUGAGAGAAGGAAGGAAAAAAAUCAACGACCGUCCGCCUUUGCGAAAGUGCAGAAUAUUGGGUGCAAAACAUAAAUUUGGCAUAGUCUAUAUGACGUGAAUAACGCGGUAAACAGCUCUUUGGCAGCCAGAUUAUCUGAAAAUCAAACCAUGUGAGAGAGCUGCUGUACAAAAGCUCGGAAAUAUGCUGGACUGCCCACACUUCCUGGGAGGUGUUCGCCGACAGAGCUCAGGUUACCAACUGCAUGAGAACGAUACGACUCCUUGAAGAAGCUUCGUAUCGGGUCACCAGUGAGAGGUAACGUGUUCAGGUCUGGUUGAAACGGAAUUGACGGAAGUCUUAACGCUUGUAAGUGCAGUCAAUAGAUUUCUACCAGGAGGCUUAACUCAAGUGAUCAGGUGCCAGAUAGUAGGUUUUGCGUCCAAUGGACAUCAAAACAGUCCUAUAGGCCGGCGGAAUGGCGAAGAUCCUUCACUUACACAAAGAGGUGUCGCCCCUCAAUUCCGAGAAGCUGACGCUGGAAAAUCUGAAGGAGGAAGAGGACUACAAAGAGAAUGGAGUUUUGAUCCAGAGUCCCAGAUCGAGCCACAAGGCCCACGAGGAAGGCAGCAAGGCGCCCUCCAACUUGAGGGAAAAGGGCACUAUAUCCAAUAAUUACUCAGCUAUUCAGAGCCCAGUUGGACCCAAUGGUAAUAGUGACGAGGCUGACGACUCUAUUCGCAUUCCGUCGGACACUUAUGGACUUCGGGAGCUGGAUAGAACGGUUUCAGACUGCCGAGAAACUUGGAACAAAAAAGGAGACUUUUUGCUCUCGGUCAUAGGCUAUGCGGUUGACCUCGGCAAUGUGUGGCGAUUCCCAUACAUCUGCUACCAAAACGGAGGCGGUGCCUUCCUCUUACCAUAUCUUCUGAUGGCUGUGUUUGGUGGUAUCCCACUCUUUUAUAUGGAGUUGGCACUGGGACAGUACCAUAGAAAUGGAGCCAUUUCUUUAUGGGCAAAGAUAUGUCCAAUUUUCAAAGGGAUUGGAUAUGCAAUCUGUAUAAUAGAUCUAUAUGUUGCCUUUUACUACAAUACCGUUAUGGCCUGGGCUCUAUACUACCUCUACUCCUCACUUACUUCUGAGCUCCCAUGGACCAACUGUAACAACGGCUGGAACACUGGAAACUGUACCAACUACUUCUUAAAGGAUAAUGCCACGUGGACAAAGUUUUCUGCCUCUCCUGCUGAAGAAUUUUAUACUCGCAAAGUGCUUAAGAUCCACAAAUCCAAUGGGUUGGACAACUUGGGAGGCAUCAGCUGGCAUCUAUUUAUUUGCCUGUUCCUUAUAUUUACUGUAGUGUACUUCAGUAUCUGGAAAGGCGUACGGACUUCUGGAAAGGUUGUAUGGGUAACAGCCACUCUUCCCUACAUAGUCUUGUUUAUUCUCUUGGUGCGGGGUGCAACCUUGCCAGGGGCCUGGCGUGGAAUCCUCUUCUAUCUAAGGCCUGAAUGGAAAAAGCUAUUUACCAUCCAGGUGUGGGUAGAUGCUGCAGCACAGAUUUUCUUUUCGCUUGGCCCAGGAUUUGGUGUUCUGUUGGCAUUUGCCAGCUAUAACAAAUUCACCAACAACUGUUACAAAGAUGCAUUGGUCACAAGCGCUGUGAAUUGCUUGACUAGUUUUGUGGCUGGCUGUGUUAUUUUUACCAUUCUUGGAUACAUGGCAGAAAGGAGGAAUGAAGAAGUAGCUGAAGUAGCUAAAGAUAUCGGGCCCAGUCUACUUUUCAUCACUUAUGCAGAGGCAAUGGCCAACAUGCCUGCAUCAACAUUUUUUGCCAUAAUAUUUUUCUUAAUGCUGAUCACUCUGGGUUUAGACAGCACGUUUGCAGGUCUGGAAGGAGUGAUAACAGCGGUAUUGGAUGAAUAUUCUGUGUUACUUAGAAAUCGCCGCGAAUGGUUUGUGCUUGGCCUAGUUGUGGUUUGCUUUUUGGGAGCUAUGAGCACUCUCACAUAUGGUGGGGCAUAUGUGGUUAAAUUCUUUGAAGAAUAUGCUACAGGUGCUGCUAUUAUUGCUGUGGUGUUUCUGGAAUCAAUAGCUGUAUCAUGGUUUUAUGGAAUGAAGCGUUUUUGCCGGGAUAUUAAAGAGAUGCUCGGUUUCAGUCCAGGCUUGUUCUGGCAAAUAUGCUGGGUCGCCAUUAGCCCACUUUUCCUUCUGUUCAUCAUCAUUGGUUUCCUGUCAACUCAACCAGAAGUUAAGCUCUUUGACUAUACCUACCCUUAUUGGACUGCAGUGGUUGGCUAUUUCUUGGGGAUUUCAUCAGUUAUUUGUGUUCCAUCUUAUAUGGUUUACAAGAUCAUUAUUACUCCAGGGACAUUUAAAGAGAGGAUCUUGAGAAGUAUAACUCCUGAAGUUCAAGAAAAUGAAACUCCUAAUUCUGGUGUCCAUCUGAACGCUAUUUAAAAAAAACCAUUGUUGGUGCUCUCUGCUUCUUGGACUGACUGCUCAGAUCAGCAAAUGGU